Molecule: messenger RNA, 1007 nt
Organism: Tricharina praecox
Lineage: Eukaryota; Fungi; Ascomycota; Pezizomycetes; Pezizales; Pyronemataceae
Exons: 1
Coding region: 228-938 (236 amino acids)
Source: RefSeq, a predicted model, not a curated record
CGGGGUGUGUUGGGAUUGAACGAGGGUUAUCGACUAGCCAGAUCGUUGUCUGUGGAGGAGGGGAAAACGAGUGCGGAAUUCGCGAGCAAAUAGUGUUGCACGGAGGGAGGAAGGAAGGAAGGAAGGAGGGAAAGAAAAGGGAAUUGAAAAAGGGUGUGGGAGGAGGCUGUGUUUUAAGAAAGAAGAGCGUCUGCCUGCCUUCCCGCGCCCCUAGGUGGCUUGCAUGCAUGUAUGUACAGCUCUCUUUCUUUUCGCAACAUUGGCCAGCCAUCCACCAUCCAUCGUUCUAUCCAUCCAAUCCCGUAUCACACACACCGAAUGUUAUUGUUAUUAUUCGACGGGGCGCUUCGCCCCUCGCCACCCUUACUCUUACAUACAACCGUCACCCCCUCCUCCUCCACUUCCUCCUCCUCGUCAUUCUCCACCUCCACUUCCUCCUCCUCCCCGUAAUCCUCCUCUUCCCCCUCCUUCCCCUGCUUCUCCUCCUCCCUUCCUCUCCCCACGGCGCGGGCAGCAGGUACUCUACUCUACUCGAGAUUACCUACCAGUAUACAGGCAGGCAGCUCGAUCUACCUACUCCACUAGUACUUACUCCACCUAGGCAGGCAAGCAGGUGUCUAUCGGUCCCACACGUUUUUUCAGGCGGCUGCAGCCUGCCAGGUAUCAGAUCCCAGUCCGAUUCAUGCGGUGGACCUUCUGAUAGGGUGCACGCCCGAAUACAAAGUAUCGAGUCUAUCGCGAACCGAAAUUGCCUCGCUUGGCGUGUGUGCGGAUUUCCAGAGCUCGCUCUCGAGUUUCUUCUUGCCGCCCGCACGCGCGCACUCGUGUGUAAAAUACAUAAAGAACCUGUUCUCCUCGCACGCGGCAUCGGCGAGUUGAUGGCUACAACACAGCACAGCAGGAUGUAUGUACCCACCCACCUCACCGACUUGACUUGACUUUCCGGUGACUGGCUGCCGGUUUUGGACGUGGGUUACCGAGCCGAACCGACACGUCUGCCACCAAUC